AUGAUUGAUAAUAUUCCUGUAAUAUUUUGCUCUAGUCUUUCUUUGAUUGGACAGCUGCUUAUAGUGUUAUUGUUUAUGUACUCUUAAAAAUUAAGGUAAGGAUUGAUUCCUAGAAUCAUUCUAUAUCUGACAUUUAGUGGAAUAAUUUAAGUAUUGAAUUUAUCAAUUAGACUAUUGGCAUUUUAUGUUCGAGUUUUGAGAAUCCAAAAUGUACUGUUUUUGCCACUUUUCGAUUGUACGGAGGGUUGAGUUCUCUAAUAUGGAGUUCAAUUCUGAUUUAUUCAAUAAAGUAUUAAAGAAAUAUUGAAGAAGAUAAUUGUUUAUGGUACUCAGUUAGGAUAGUAAGUUCAAAGAUACGAGAUAGAUAUUUGAUUAAUUGUGUUCUCAGGAAAAUAAGUUUUUGGUGUGUUCGUAUGGAAUUCCCUUGAUAUUAAUGAUAUAUCCGAUAAUAACAGCAAUCGUUCUGACUGAGAGAAAUACCUAAUACUGUCUGUACUACCAUUAGAAGGAAGAUUCUUCCAACUUGAAGGCACAAUUAGACCUCCAAAAGUUACUGUUUUGGAUUAUUCCUAUUUUUCUGUAUUUAGGCUAUAGUUUUACAAUAAUAAAAUAAAUUAAGAUGCUCUUGGCUGAGGAUGACGAUAAAAAAGAGUUAUAUGGAGAGGUUAAGAAAUUGAUAAAGCAAAUAUUCCUGUUUCCAACAAUUACUUUUAUUUGCACUUUUAGUUUUACAAUAGAAGACAUCCAAUCUCUAUUUUCACAUAGAGUAAUUUAUUUCAUUAAAAUAAGGUAGGAUCGAUCUAAACGACAAUAUCAUUUGUAUUCCUGAGUUUUUGGGGUUUUUUUAAUUGCGUAGCAUAUCUGAGUCAAGAGCCUGUAAAAUAGCAAAUACUGGAGUGGUUGAGAAUGAACCAGCAGAACCAAUAAUGUACAAUUAAAUCAUAUAUUUAGAGAGUUCCAGAUAGCUGAGUAGCUCCUCGUAGAUGAUGAACAAGGAAACACAAGAUUGAGUAUUGGAAGCCAAUGUUAUUAUUACAAUGAGUCCCGAGAAAAGAGUUGUGAUAGAUCGGUACAAAUGACAGAGCCUCUAUGA
Paramecium octaurelia is the source of this 1093-nucleotide messenger RNA. The record is from the annotation of a GenBank genome assembly. Lineage: Eukaryota; Ciliophora; Oligohymenophorea; Peniculida; Parameciidae.